This is a messenger RNA of Pocillopora verrucosa, 2365 nucleotides long. RefSeq names its product patatin-like phospholipase domain-containing protein 4. NCBI's taxonomy places the organism in Eukaryota, Metazoa, Cnidaria, Anthozoa, Scleractinia, Pocilloporidae. Gene Ontology annotation, molecular function: triacylglycerol lipase activity. Gene Ontology annotation, cellular component: lipid droplet; membrane; cytoplasm. The record is from RefSeq and is a predicted model, not a curated record. Gene Ontology annotation, biological process: lipid homeostasis; triglyceride catabolic process.
GUUACCCUCACAAGCGCGGCUACCAAGUUUGAUGUUGAAGUUUAUGAUGAGUUCUGAUCGUUCGAUCGUUCGCAGAAACAAAAGAUUAUCGUCUGGUCAAGGAUUUACAUUAGUUGAGACCUAGCUUGUCGUGGUGGUGGAAAGAUCCCAUGAACCUGUCAUUUGCAGGCUGUGGUUUUCUUGGGGUUUACCACCUUGGAGUUGCAACUUGCCUAACAUCGCAUGCUCCACAGUUUUUAAAGAAUGUAACAGCCUUUGCAGGUGCUUCAGCAGGGUCACUUGUUGCUGCAGUGCUAGCAACAUCAGCUCCACUGGACAAGUGUUCAGAUUAUGUCAUAGAACUUACUCAUGAAGCUCGUAGACACCCUCUGGGGCCUUUUAAUCCCCAGUUUGACUUGGUUGGGAGUUUAAGAAAAGGACUUGAACUUUGUCUUCCUUCAAAUUCCCACCGAAUUGCUUCAGGAAGGCUUUUUAUUUCUGUGACCAGUCUAAAGGACAGAAAGAAUGCAAUUCUGUCUGAGUUUGAUUCCAAAGAAGACUUAAUUCAGGUUUUGCUGGCAAGUUGUUAUAUUCCCUUCUAUGCUGGACUGAGCUUUCCCAGAUUUAGAGGUCAGAAAUGGGUAGACGGUGGACUUAGUGAUAAUUUACCAAGGCUUCCGUUCGGCCGAACUAUACGUGUAUCUCCAUUCAGUGGUAAUGGUAAUGAUAUAUGCCCACAAGACGAGUCUCGUGGUUUUACUGACGUCACUUUCCAUAAUAUGAAUGUCUACGUAAAUAGAGAGAAUCUUCAGAGGGAGUUGCAGAUAUUUAUUCCUCCCAAGAAAGAUGGGAUUGAGAGUUUAGUGCAGUUAGGUUUUAAUGACACUCUGAGAUUUCUGCGAAAGGAGAACUUGUGCAAUUAUUCAGUGAAACCUCUUUCUCCAACUCUUCCCAUGAAACAUUUUCAUGAAUAGUGCCGUGUUCUAGUUGCAAUAACUGACUGUCACCUUUGUUGUCAUUUUAUUGUCGUAUUCCUCCAAAUCGAAAUUCAAUUGAUGUAUAGUUUUUAUUUAAGACAGUACUUUUCAAUUGAGAUCAGGUUGGUGGUACUCUGGCCUGAGUUUUGAUGACGAAAAUCUAUUCUUAUCUGGGAUAUUGCCCACAUGCCUCAACGAAGAUGUUUUGAUAAUAAUUGUUAUUAUAUUACUAUCGAUAAUGAUAUUGGCUCAAUCCUUUUAUCAUUCCCAAGUUCCUUUUAAUUCUUGCCGGAUCAGUCAAUGCGUGGUUAUGGAGAUCAGGACAAUUGUGUCGCUGUACAGUGUGGGAAGAAUGCAUACAAAAAUUUUAUGCUGGUGUUUUUAGCCUGUUCUAGAGGGUUGUUGGUUUGACUUUUUUUAUUUACACGCACCAUAUACCACUGGUGUCAGGGAAAUUAAGCCUUGAUUAGAGUGUUUUAUGGUUGGAGUUAGGCGGCCGUGGAUGAGCAGUAUGUUAUGACUCAGACAAUAACCCAAGAACAGUGUGUUACACAAUGCAGUAUAUAAAUGAAAGGUUAUUUAUUUUAUUACUUGUUUAAUAUUCUAAUCUAUUGGUUUACGGUUAGAAGUUUUGAUAAGUUUGAAGUGAGAACUAAAUCUGUUAUUUUAGUGUUAAUUUACCUUUUUUAUGUCGUGGCAAUGGGUUGCCGUUUACUUUAUUGUUAUGUUAUGUUAAACAACACUCUUUGUGUUGUUGAUAUCUUAAAGUUAUACAGCAUUAUUUUAGUAAUCACUGCAACUUGCGUGUCGCUUCUUGUUCUCGUCUUCCUUGUGAAUCUCGUUAGUUAACUCUUUUAGUGCCAAGGUCCGCCAUAGUACAUGUAUAAAUGGAAUUAACUUGACCAGAAAGAUUCUGUAUUUACAUGAAGAAUAAAAUGUUAUAGGUUUUAGAUUUUCACCUCCGGCUGAAGACUAAUAGACCCGUUUCAGUCUUGGGGCAGAUCGUUAGUUUACCGCUGGACGGAGGUGUUGCCUUAAAAGGCUCCAGAUUUCGUAAAACUAAAGCUAUAAUGUACCUUGAUGUCUCGUCAGCUUUCAUUUCGUAUCUCUGUGCAGUGACCCACUUUUCAGCGCGUUACUAGACUUGCCAUAGAGAGGUCUAUUCGAAGCUAGGUGGGUUCCUUUCGUUGUGCGCAUGGGUGAGACACUUCACCCUCGCAGUUCCUCUCUCCAACCAGGAGUGUAAAUAGAAGCCAGAUAGCUGUUGGAAAGACUUGAAGAGAUGCAGGGGGUAAUCUGUGAUGGGUGGUAUUCCAUCCUGCAAGAGUUAUUAAACUCCCAAUCGCUCCUGUAAUCGUUUAACCCCCAAGAGUGACUAGCAUCAAAUUUCUCCUCAUAAUAUCACUCCC